AAAUUUGAAAAGAAACAAAAACCAAAUGGGCUUUGGGGUGAGUAGUCAGAGCUCAGAACAGAAGUAAAAUCACGGCCACCGCCUUUCGACGUCACAAAUACCGGUUCCCGAAACCUUAUGACGUGGCAAACCAUCAUUGGAUAAAAUCAAAACGACAACAAUCUUAUCAUCGUAUCAACCGUACCCAAUCAUAUCCCAAACUUCUUCUUCAUCACAGGAACAGAAGCUUUAUUUUUGAGUUUUCCUAAAAAAAAUCCAAUCUUUAUUCUCUCAAAAAGAACAGGAGAAUAUUCAAUAUCCAUUCUCAAUGGGGACCCAAGCUGUGCCCGUGGAGAUAACGGAGCCACUGAUUCACGAUUCGGAGAAGAUUACCACCGUUGAGCCUAAUGACGAUUGCGGCCCAAUUCCAGAAUGGAAAGAUCAGAUCACGAUCAGAGGUUUGGUGGUCAGCGCACUGUUGGGUAGUCUUUUCUGCAUCAUCACACACAAGCUCAAUUUAACGGUUGGGAUCAUUCCUUCGUUGAACGUUGCAGCUGGGUUGUUGGGUUUCUUCUUCGUUAAGUCGUGGACUGGUCUUUUAUCCCAAUUGGGGUUCUCUGUUAGGCCCUUUACUAGGCAAGAGAAUACUGUUAUACAGACUUGUGUUGUUGCUUGCUAUGGCCUUGCAUUUAGCGGGGGUUUUGGGUCGUAUCUUAUUGCUAUGAAUGAGAAAACUUAUAAUCUUAUUGGACCUGAUUAUCCGGGAAAUAGAGCUGAAGAUGUUAUAAACCCAGGAUUGGGUUGGAUGACUGGGUUCUUAUUUAUCGUUAGCUUUCUUGGUCUUUUUAGUCUUGUUCCACUUCGAAAGGUUAUGGUGAUGGAUUACAAGCUUACAUACCCUAGUGGAACUGCAACAGCUAUGUUGAUCAAUAGCUUUCAUACAAACACUGGAGCAGAACUUGCAGGGAAGCAAGUUCGUUGUCUUGGGAAAUAUUUAAGCAUAAGUUUGGUAUGGAGCUGCUUUAAGUGGUUCUUCAGCGGGAUUGGAGAUUCAUGUGGAUUUGACAAUUUUCCUACCCUUGGAUUGACACUAUUUAAGAACACGUUUUAUUUUGACUUUAGUCCAACUUAUGUUGGAUGUGGUCUUAUUUGCCCUCACAUAGUCAACUGCUCAGUUCUCUUUGGGGCUAUCAUAUCAUGGGGUCUCCUCUGGCCAUUCAUAUCUCAACAUGCUGGGGACUGGUAUCCAUCAGAUCUUGGUAGCAAUGAUUUCAAAGGUCUUUAUGGAUAUAAGGUCUUUAUUGCUAUUUCUCUUAUUCUGGGGGAUGGAAUCUACAAUUUGGUCAAGAUUAUAGCCAUUACUAUGAAGGAAAUGUGCAAUGCAAGCUCCAGACAGAGCAAUCUUCCUGUUGUUGUAGAUGCAGCCGUAGAUGCAGAGAGCUCUAAGCUACAACUGGAGCAAAAACGAAGGGAUGGGAUAUUCCUGAAAGAUGGGAUACCUACUUGGUUCGCAGCUUCUGGGUACGUAGCCUUGGUUGCAAUAUCAACGGCGGUUAUGCCAAUGAUCUUUCCACCGCUCAAGUGGUAUCUGGUUCUUGGUUCAUACGUCAUUGCUCCAGCCCUGGCCUUCUGUAACUCUUAUGGCACUGGCCUCACAGACUGGAGUUUAGCGUCAACCUAUGGAAAGAUCGGUCUUUUCAUGAUUGCUUCAUUGGUUGGAAGCAAUGGAGGAGUAAUAGCUGGAUUAGCAGCUUGUGGUGUUAUGAUGUCGAUUGUUUCCACUGCAGCGGAUCUCAUGCAAGACUUCAAGACAGGUUACCUCACUCUCUCUUCAGCUAAGUCUAUGUUUUGGAGCCAGUUUGUUGGAACAGCCAUGGGUUGUGUGAUUGCCCCACUCACAUUCUGGUUGUUCUGGACUGCCUUUGACAUCGGAGACCCUGAUGGUCCAUACAAAGCACCUUAUGCUGUAAUCUUCAGAGAAAUGGCCAUUCUUGGUAUUGAGGGCUUCUCUGAGCUUCCAAAACACUGCUUAGCCAUGUGUUAUGGUUUCUUUGUCGCAGCCUUGGUUAUAAACCUCCUUAGGGACGUAACACCAGCGAAAGUAUCACAGUUUAUCCCCAUCCCAAUGGCCAUGGCAGUUCCAUUUUACAUUGGAGCUUAUUUUGCCAUUGACAUGUUCGUUGGAACUGUAAUACUUUUCGUGUGGGAACGAGUGAAUAGAAAGAGUUCUGAGGAUUACUCAGGCGCAGUUGCAUCGGGUUUGAUUUGUGGCGACGGUAUUUGGACAGUUCCAUCUGCAAUCCUCUCUAUAUUGAGGGUCAAUCCACCUAUAUGCAUGUACUUUGGACCUUCUUUGAGCAGCUGAAAUGGAGAUACAUGCAGUUGAGGAUGUCUUUGUAAAAUGUGUACUUUGGAAUUACAAACUUUGUAAAUAAUGUCCUUAUGUGCCUGAUAAUAGUAGUUAUGUCACACUGUCAUGUACAUCUCAAGCAUAUGGGCAUGAUAGCAACUACCAAAGCCCAACACCAGUAAGGUCCAAUGAAACAUUCAUAGCUACCUGCCUUUGUUGUUGUUGUUGUUGUUGUUGUUGUUCAGUUCAGCCCUUUAAAGUUUAGCUAUAUCAAAGUUUAUGACCAAUUCUUUCUCCUUUCCUUGUCUCAUGUCAUGUACAUACUAAUGAAUAAAAUUCAUUUUAUGAUAA
Molecule: messenger RNA, 2680 nt
Organism: Cannabis sativa
Lineage: Eukaryota; Viridiplantae; Streptophyta; Magnoliopsida; Rosales; Cannabaceae
Product: probable metal-nicotianamine transporter YSL6
Exons: 7
Coding region: 308-2344 (678 amino acids)
Cellular component (GO): vacuolar membrane
Molecular function (GO): oligopeptide transmembrane transporter activity
Source: RefSeq, a predicted model, not a curated record